Molecule: messenger RNA, 1783 nt
Organism: Pocillopora meandrina
Lineage: Eukaryota; Metazoa; Cnidaria; Anthozoa; Scleractinia; Pocilloporidae
Source: the annotation of a GenBank genome assembly
AUGGCUUUCUCAGUGCCGCAAUUAUCUCCUUCCACAGAUGAGACGACUAACUAUGCGCGACUGUGUCGUCUUCUAAUGGAUGUGGGAUCUCAAGCAUUAAGAGAUACGUUUGAUGGCAUUCACCCCCAAACAGCACUCCAGACAGUCUUAACGCAGCCUCCGCAUAAUGCAACUUUAAAUACCCUCAAGACGAAAAAGAUUAUCAAUUCUUCACAAUGGGGAGAUCUAUUCCCAGCUGUGUUAUCAUCAGUUUCAUCACACAAGUUUGAUGUUACACUAUUGAUGGUACUACUUAGAAAUAUCUGUGGGCUGGCACCUCUGGCUACCGGCUGGGACGCUCUUCCUCCUGAUCUAGACCAAAGUAAGCAAGCUCACAUAGCCAGAGUAAAGUACUAUCGUAAUAAAGUUUACGGCCACGCCAACCAGGCUUCCGUAGAUGAUGCUGCAUUCAACAGGUACUGGCUGGCUAUCAGCAAUGCAAUAACGGGAUUGGUAGGGGGAAAAUAUGCAGCUGAUAUGACAAACCUCAAAGUUGGGUCAAUGGAUCCCGCUUUAGAGGAACACUAUAAAGAACGGUUAAGGCAGUGGAAGAAAGACGAGGACAGCUUCAAAGAAAAGCUUGAGGAGAUGGACGGUAGGUGGGCACUCUAUAUGAAAUAAGUUAAAUAAACACAACCACAAUUCAAAAUAUGUGAGCUUCAUGCCAUGAGUUGUUUGGGAAAGAAAGGUCGGUUACUUGAAAGGAAAAGAAAAACUGACCCUUGACAGUUAGCAAGGUGUAGCUAAGUAAUUGAGAUGGGAUGGUCUGAAACCACUUUAUGUUUAUAUCAAAUGCUUUUCUCACAACCUCUUCUCAGGAAAUUAUCAUUAUAUGGAUUUACUUCAAUAUUGUGUAGAGAUAAAAUAUGGUCGUGUGGCGGUCGAAAACAAAACUGGCCGCGAAAUUUCGAGGGUGGACGGUUUAAUUAAUCUACAUUUUUCUUUCAAUUAGAAAACAUGAGAAAAGGUCUUGAGAAGAUUGAAGGUGACAUGGGUAAAGGACUUGAACAGAUAGAGAAGAUAAAAGAUGACAUGGGAAAUAUAGGGGAGAAGUUGGAGAGUUUGAUGAACCGAACAGAAGAAAUGGCCGAUGAAGGUCAGAUAUGUAUAUUACCCGUUAACUAUCUGUUCCUACUUACCUGCAAAAAUUAUGAAAUAGAAUAGAUUUCUUGGAUAAUUUUAUGGACGAAGAAAAUUGUUUUUUUAAUUUCGGAAAUGUUCGAACUGUAGCCUUCCCCAAAGAAUCUGCUGACAAGUCGUAAACCUUUCGAAGAGGAGGAUGUUUUGCGAGUUACACAACUUGGAAAACUUUGAAUGUUUUUCAAUUCAAAGAGGAAUACGCAAUUUCUAAGAUAAAACUGAAUGAGGAGAAUCUGAGUGUCUCCACCACUGAACCUCUUCUUCCUCUGCGUUAUAUACCUACUUAAGGGAACACCUCCUCGUUGUCAUAAGCCAGAAAUUUUGAAACAUAAUGAACAAUCUUCAAAACUGUGUCCUCGAUAAUUUUCGCGUGGCCCAGCCUAUUUUUUUUGGUUCAAUUCUCCCACACACCCAAAGUCACGAAUUUGCACCUUGCCUCAAGUUAAGUCGUCCAAUCAUUUUCAUUUUUGAAGAUGCAGAAACGAGAGCAGGAAACAACGUCAACAACAUUGAUUUACAAGUCUAUGUCAAUCUUUCUGCUCCUGUUGUUACAGCAACGCCCUCAAACCCAGGUCUUCUGCCACGAACAGGUACUUAUUCCUAA